GAGUAUAGCAGCCUCUGGUUGCUCUGAGAAUCAGAUAGCAUCACAUUUUGCUGUCGUGGCCGUUGCAGCCAUUCUUCACAGGGGCAUAAAUCUCGCAUCGCAGCACAGCUCUUUGGUCUCUGUUCUGUUCGUAUAUUGAGGACCAGAACCAAUGGACAUCUUUACAACAUCAACAUCUCAGCCACGUGAAAUUCCUAGUUCCGAUGUGACAAUUUUGGAAGGGCAUACUUCAGAGGUGUGUGCUUGUGCAUGGAGUCCUAAAGGAUCUCUUCUUGCAUCAGGGUCUGGGGACUCGACAGCUCGUAUUUGGACUAUAGCAGAAGGGAGAUGUAAUCCUGAUUCACAGAAUGGUCCUUUGAAUGUGUUGGUGUUGAAGCAUCUUAGGGGUAUAAAAAAUGAAAUGGGUAAAGAUGUCACUACGCUUGAUUGGAAUGGGGAGGGGACACUUCUUGCAACUGGUUCAGACAAUGGGCAAGCAAGAAUUUGGACCACUAAUGGUGAAUUGAGGAGUACAUUAAGCAAACACAAGGGACCAAUAUUUUCUCUGAAGUGGAAUAAGAAAGGCGAUUAUCUUCUGACUGGAAGUUGUGAUAAAACUGCGAUUGUGUGGGAUGUGAAGGCAGAGGAAUGGAAACAACAAUUUGAAUUUCAUUCAGGUCCCACACUUGAUGUUGAUUGGCGCGACAAUGUGUCUUUUGCCACAAGUUCCACUGACAAUAUGAUAUAUGUUUGCAAGAUUGGUGAAAACCACCCUAUAAAAACUUUUGUUGGGCACCAGGGCGAAGUUAAUUGUGUCAAAUGGGAUCCCACAGGUUCAUUGCUGGCAUCCUGUUCUGAUGAUAUAACGGCAAAGAUAUGGAAUAUGAAGCAGGAUAAGCAUCUUCACGAUUUAAGGGAGCAUUCCAAGGAGAUAUAUGCUCUCAGAUGGAGCCCUACUGGUCCGGGUACAAAUAACCCUAAUAAAAAAUUGGUGUUAGCUAGUGCUUCAUUUGACUCAACUGUAAAGCUUUGGGAUGUGGAACUCGGGAAACUCAUCUACAGCUUGAAUGGACACACACAUUUCGUAUAUUCUGUUGCAUUCAGUCCCAGUGGUGAGUAUUUAGCCAGUGGGUCUCUUGACAAAUCUGUGCACAUAUGGUCAUUGAAGGAAGGCAAGAUCGUCAAAACAUACACUGGCAAUGGAGGCAUUUUUGAGGUCUGUUGGAAUAAGGAGGGUGACAAGAUCGCUGCAUGUUUUGCUAAUAAUAAAGUUUGUGUUUUAGAUUUCAGAAUGUAAGAUCCUGAGAAGCAUCAAGUUCUUCUGGCUGUUGCAUUAAAUUCUUUCUUUUCCCUCCUUUUUUGUGAGAUUGGUGGAAAUGUAUUUUGGGUGGGUAGGUUUCCCAUUUUAACCAUAGUUGUAGGCAUAGCUCAUUGUUCUUGGACCCUGUUAUAAUUUGCUAUAUCAUUUAGUGAAAAGUAAUUUGUAGGAGUGCAUUAUUAAUAAGCAAAAAUGU
Gastrolobium bilobum is the source of this 1493-nucleotide messenger RNA. Its product is annotated as WD40 repeat-containing protein HOS15-like. Bases 152 to 1276 code for a protein of 374 amino acids. The transcript is spliced from 12 exons. The record is from RefSeq and is a predicted model, not a curated record. NCBI's taxonomy places the organism in Eukaryota, Viridiplantae, Streptophyta, Magnoliopsida, Fabales, Fabaceae. Gene Ontology annotation, cellular component: histone deacetylase complex. Gene Ontology annotation, molecular function: transcription corepressor activity; protein binding. Gene Ontology annotation, biological process: regulation of transcription by RNA polymerase II.